Molecule: messenger RNA, 1971 nt
Organism: Notolabrus celidotus (New Zealand spotty)
Lineage: Eukaryota; Metazoa; Chordata; Actinopteri; Labriformes; Labridae
Product: WD repeat, SAM and U-box domain-containing protein 1-like
Exons: 12
Coding region: 209-1654 (481 amino acids)
Biological process (GO): protein ubiquitination
Molecular function (GO): protein binding; ubiquitin-protein transferase activity
Source: RefSeq, a predicted model, not a curated record
ACCAUUGUGUAACUGGAUAUAACUCAGAGUCACAUGACAGAUAACAGUUGAGAGAGAUAAACAGACUUUAUAGCUGCUGGAGGAAGAGGACACUUUCCACAACUCUAACGAAGCAAGAGAGGCAGAUAAAAGGCGGAUAUUUGAGCAUUUUGCGCCACCUUGUGAGUGAACUGUUCCCUCAGCAGAGCUAAAAAGCUACUAUCUAAAGAUGGUGUCACUACAGUGCACUCUUCGACAACACACAGACGAGGUGAGCUGCUGUGCCUUCUCUCCAUCCCUGCUCGCGACCUCCUCAGGUGAUAAGACCCUCCGUGUUUAUAACACAGCGGACUUCUCGGAGCUCCCUUUCUCUCCUCUCUCGGGUCAUGGCUACGGGAUCCACAGCUGCUGCUUCAGCUCAUGCGGAAGUAAGCUGCUCAGCUGCUCCACGGACGGCUCUGUCAUCGUGUGGGACUCAGAGACAGGUGAGACCACAGCGGUGCUGCAACACCCGGGCCGCAGUCCGCUCAGAGUGUGCGCAAUGGCCCCGGACUCCUCCCACCUGCUGGCAGGGGCCUCUAACGGCACCGUGUCCCUGUGGGACUUCACCUCCAAGACACUGCGCAGAUUCAGGGCUGUGAGCGAGGCCAGUGUUGUGGCCUGCUGCUUCUCCCCCUGUGGUCAGAUGUUUGUGAGUGGCUGCACCCGUGGAGACCUCAAACUCUGGGAUGUGAUGGACAUGAACCUGCUGCAUGCUGAGAAGGAUGCUCAUGACCUGGGAGUCACCUGCUGCAGCUUCGCACAAAUAUUUGAAGUUGAUGGCUGCUGUGUGGAGUUUCGACUUGCCUCCUGUGGGCAGGACAGCCAGCUGAAAAUAUGGAUUGUUUCCCAGCGUGAAGGAGCAGCCUGUGUCAUGACGCUGCUUCACACUCUCACCAGCCAGUCAGCUCCAGUUCUGUCUUGUGCCUUUUCUCCUGAUGGAGAGAUGGUUGUCUCGGGUUCGGUGGAUAAAAGUGUGGCAGUAUAUGAUGUGAACCUGGGAACUCUGCUCCACACUCUGAAACAGCACGACAGGUACGUGACAGCAGUUGCUCUGUCUCCCACCAUGCCCUGGAUUGCGACUGGCUCUAUGGACAGAACCGUAAACGUGUGGAGAAUAGGAGAUGAAAUCAACAGGACUGAAGCUGAAUCACAGCAGACAGUGUGCCAAGGAAGGAAGCUGCCGGGUCACUCCAGGCUGCUGCUUGCUGAUUGGUCGGAGGAGGACGUGCAGGCUUGGCUGUGCAAGGAAGGGCUGCAGGAGCUUGUCAGCAUCUUUAAAGCCAACAACAUCGACGGGCCAGAGCUCAACAAGCUGAACAAGGAAACGGCAGCAGAGCUGGGGAUCGAGUCCGUGGGCCUCCGAGGUCGUGUCCUGAGGAAGAUUGAGGCCCUCAAGGCGGAGCAGAGCGGGUCAGACGCCCCAGAUGAGUUCCUGUGUCCAAUCACCAGAGAGCUGAUGAAGGAUCCGGUUAUUGCUGCAGACGGGUAUUCAUAUGAGAGAGAGUCCAUCGAGAGCUGGAUUAGGGGAAAGAACAAGACCAGUCCCAUGACGAACCUGCCCCUGCAGACCACACUCCUCACCUCUAACAGAUCUCUGAAGAUGGCGAUCUCACGAUGGAAGUCGAGCCAGUAAACAGCAGCUUUUAGCCAGAAUCCAACUCAUCAGGUAUCUCAUCAUUUCACAGGGACUGUUCUUCGUCUAAUCACCAAGUAUCAGUCAAAGGAUGAAUAACGGUUUAGAGAUGGAUUCAGAAACAUAAAGUAUCAGGUCUGAGAUAAGAAAACAGAACAGGUAAACAGUGAGUCAGCUUAGCCAAAUAGUUGCAAACAACCCUGCUUACUGUUUGAAAACACUGAAGUGUCUCUGUAUAACUCUAGAAUGUACAACUAAUUUCUGCCUCUCAGAAAUAAACGGUUGAAUUCUAAUUAAACGCACCAAUCUUUAAUACA